CGUAAAGCGGUCACUUGUUUUUAAACUACCGGUCGAGUUGCGCGCGCAACACAACAAAACACAAUCUCGACGCGAACGCACGAAUGUCACCAACAUUUGCGCGGGAAACCGCGAAGUAGUUUUUUGACAAUUGACGAACACAUUUUCCCACAAUGCGGCUGUUAAUAGUGUUGUGUUUCUGUGCCAGUGCGGUGUACGACGUUUCGGGUCAAGACAUUGAAGCUAUGAAAAAUAUGCCCAAAUAUGACGCUCGAUAUGAUUAUUUAGAUGUAGAUGCACUUUUUAAUAGUAAAAGACUAGUCAGAAAUUACGUGGAGUGUUUAAUUAAUGGACUAAGGUGCACACCUGAAGGAAAAGCUUUGAAAAGGCUCCUUCCAGAAGCAUUAAGAACGAAAUGCGUCAGGUGCACGGAGAGACAGAAGAGAACAGCCGUGAAGAUUAUAAAGCGGCUGAAAUACGAGUAUCCUGAAGAAUGGGCGAAGUUAGCCUCAAAAUGGGAUCCCACUGGAGACUUCACCAGAUAUUUCGAAGUGUAUCUGGCGAACGAACAAUUUAAUGCUAUCCCGAGCAGCAGCGUCGAGAUGCCGUCCGCCUCGCCGCCGCCAGCACCACCCACGUCUCCUCCAGUGACGUCACAAGAACCCGUCACAACACCAACUCCGCCUAGACCUCUUCUACUCAACAGAUUUGGUGAUGAAGGAGAGCUAAUGGUGGGUAGUCCAUCGUCAGGAGUGGCUACUCAGCGCACAACUCUGCCGCCAAUGUGGUCUACCGUUCUACCUACACGGCCAGCGAGACCAACACCGGUAAGCUGGGCGACGGCUGGCCAAGGCAUGACGACGAGAAACCCAAAGAUAGAAGAGGCAUACACAACCGCAAUCACAUUCAUUGACCAGAUUGGGAUCAAAAUCAUCAGGACAACAGAACUAGUGACUGACAUCUUGAAGAAUACCGUUCGAGCUGUCGUCGGGUGACGUUUACUGAACAGCAACUGUCAGUUGUCAUGUUAGAUUAUUGAGAUUACGUUUCGUUUU
Messenger RNA from Pieris rapae (cabbage white), 1034 nucleotides. RefSeq lists its product as uncharacterized. The coding region runs from base 153 to 974 and encodes 273 amino acids. NCBI's taxonomy places the organism in Eukaryota, Metazoa, Arthropoda, Insecta, Lepidoptera, Pieridae. The record is from RefSeq and is a predicted model, not a curated record. The transcript has 5 exons.